CAGCUCCGCCGCGGGGACUGCACCGCCCGCCUGCCGGACCCGCCCCACCCGGGCUCGCCGCGCCAGCAGCCGCCGCCCAGCGACCUCAGGCCCCCGCGGGCGAUGGCCGUGCCCUGGGGCUGAGCGCACAGACCGUGUGACGGAGAUUCCUGAGGAGAGACUGAAGGGAAGAGAGGAAGGAGGGGCGGGCUCCUGGCAAGGCAUUAGCUCCUGAAAGAGCCCUGCAAAAGAUGGAGAAGGAGGAGGAGGAGGCGACCCGGGAGCUGCUGCUGCCCAACUGGCAGGGCAGUGGCUCCCAUGGGCUGACCAUUGCCCAGCGGGAUGAUGGCGUCUUCGUGCAGGAGGUGAUGCGGAACUCCCCUGCGGCCCGCACUGGGGUGGUCAAGGAGGGAGACCAGAUUGUGGGUGCUACCAUCUACUUUGACAACCUGCAGUCGGGCGAGGUGACCCAGCUGCUGAACACCAUGGGGCACCACACUGUGGGCCUGAAGCUGCACCGCAAGGGGGACCGCUCCCCUGAGCCUGGCCAGACCUGGACCCACGAGGUCUUCAGCUCCCACAGCUCUGAAGUGGUUCUGAGCGGGGAUGACGAGGAGUACCAGCGCAUCUACACCACCAAGAUCAAGCCUCGGCUGAGGUCGGAGGACGGAGUGGAAGGGGACCUUGGGGAGACGCAGAGCCGCACCAUAACGGUGACCAGAAGAGUCACAGCCUACACUGUGGAUGUGACGGGCCGGGAAGGUGCCAAGGACGUUGACAUCAGCAGCCCUGAAUUCAAGAUCAAGAUCCCCAGGCAUGAACUGACUGAGAUCUCCCACGUGGAUGUGGAGACCCAGCCUGGGAAGACAGUGAUCAGACUGCCCUCGGGCUCGGGGGUGGUGUCUCCAACCACAGGCUCUGCUGUGGACAUCCAAGCAGGGGCCAUUUCCGCUUCAGGACCAGAGCUCCAAGGUGCUGGCCAUUCGAAGGUCCAGGUCACCGUACCUGGGAUCAAGGUGGGAAGCCCGGGCAUCAAUGUCAGUGCAAAGGGCUUGGACUUGGGUGGCAAAGGAGGGAUCCAAGUUUCAGGAGUGGACAUUUCAUCUUCUCCUGGGAGUGGGGCAGUCAAUGUGCAGGGGCCGUCCCUUGAGAGUGGCAAUAAUGGGAAAAUUAAAAUUCCCACCAUGAAGAUGCCCAAGUUUGGUGUCUCCACAGGGCCCGAGAGCCAGGCACCAGAGGUAGGGCUGAGUGUUUCUGCACCUGAGCUCUCCGUGGGGCACAAGGACGGCAAGCCAGGCUUGACCAUCGGCGCGAACAUCCAGGCACCCCAGCUAGAAGUCAGCGCUCCUUCUGCCAGUAUUGAGGGCCUUGAGGGGAAGCUGAAGGGCCCCCAUAUCACUGGGCCAUCCAUCGAGGGUGGCCUAGGCCUGAAAGGUGCCAAGCCACAAGGGAGCAUAGGGUUGGACAUUUCUGCUCCCAAAGUUGAGGGCAGCAUCACUGGCCCCAGUGUGGAGGUUCGAGCCCCUGAUGUUGACGUUCAUGGGGCUGGGGGCAAACUGAGCAUGCCCGAAAUGAAAGUCCCCAAAUUCUCUGUGUCAGGUUCUAAGGGAGAAGGAGCUGGCAUUGAUGUGACACUGCCUGCAGGUGAAGUGACACUUCCUGCGGUUUCUGGGGACGUCAGCCUGCCUGGGGUUGCUCCUGGUGGUCUGGAAGGGAAGGUGAAGGGUGCCAAAGUCAAGACUCCUGAGAUGAUAAUUCAGAAGCCUAAAAUCUCUAUGCAGGAUGUGGAUCUGAGCCUUAGGUCUCCUAAACUGAAAGGCGAUAUUAAGGUUUCUGCUCCUGGGAUACAGGGUGAUGUUAAAGGCCCCCAAGUGGAUGUAGAGGCACCCAGCCUAGAAGGCCCCAAGCUUAGUGGCCCUUCUGGGAAAACAGGGACCUGCAGGAUCUCUAUGGCAGAUGUAGACUUAAAUGUGGCUGCUCCUAAAGUGAAAGGGGGUAUAGAUGUCACUCUCCCAAAAGUAGAAGGGAAAGAUACAGUCCCUGGAGUUGAUGUCACAGGCCCCAAAGUCAAUGUCAGUGCCCCAGAUGUGGAGGUUCAUGGCCCAGAGUGGAACCUGAACAUGCCCAAGAUAAAAAUGCCUAAGUUCACCACUCCAGUAGUCAAAGGGGAAGGCCCAGAAUUAGACGUGAAUUUACCAAAAGAAGAUGUCAGUAUUUCAGGGCCCAAAGUCAGUGUGGAAGCCCCAAAUGUGAACAUUGAGGGUCUGGGGGGCAAACUUAAAGGCUCUGAUAUUAAGCUGCCUGAAGUGAGUGUCAAGACACCAAAGAUGUCCAUGCCUGAUGUAGAUUUGCAUGUCAAAGGUACAAAGGUGAAGGGCGAGUACGAUGUAACAGUGCCAAAGCUUGAAGGGGAACUGAAAGGCCCCAAAGUGGACAUUGAUGCCCCGGAUGUGGAUGUUCAUGGCCCAGAUUGGCAUCUGAAGAUGCCCAAGAUGAAAAUACCCAAAUUCAGUGUGCCGGGGUUCAAAGCAGAAGGCCCAGAAAUGGAUGUGAACCUGCCCAAGGCCAGUGUGGACAUUUCUGGGCCCAAGGUAGAUGUAGGUGCUCCAGAUGUGAGCAUUGAGGGACCAGAAGGGAAAUUGAAAGGGCCCAAAUUUAAGAUGUCUGAGAUGAAUAUCAAAGCCCCAAAGAUCUCCAUCCCAGAUGUGGACUUGCAUUUGAAAGGUCCUAAAGCAAGGGGAGAGUAUGAUGUCACAGUGCCAAAGGUUGAGGGUGAGAUUAAAGUUCCUGAUGUUGAACUUAAGAGUGCCAAAGUGGACAUUGAUGCCCCAGAUGUGAACGUUCAAGGCCCAGACUGGCACCUGAAGAUGCCCAAGGUGAAAACGCCCAAGUUCAGCAUGCCUGGCUUCAAGGCAGAGGGCCCAGAAGUGGAUGUGAACCUGCCCAAGGCUGACAUUGAUGUCUCAGCACCCAAGGUGGAUGUCAAAGUUCCAGAUGUGAAUAUUGAAGGACCCGAAGGGAAGCUGAAGGGUCCCAAGUUUAAAAUGCCUGAAAUGAACAUCCAGGGCCCCAAGAUCUCCAUGCCAGAUGUGGAUUUGCAUAUGAAAAGUCCCAAGGUAAAGGGAGAAUAUGAUGUUACAGUGCCAAAGCUAGAAGGGGAGCUGAGAGAGCCAAACGUAGACGUCAGUGCCCCAGAUGUUGAAAUUCAUGGUCCUGAUUGGAACCUGAAGAUGCCUAAGAUGAAAAUGCCCAAAUUCACCAUGCCCAGCCUCAAAGGAGAGGGUCCAGAAGUGGAUGUGAACCUGCCCAAGGCUGCUGUGGACAUUUCUGGGCCCAAGGUAGAUAUUAGUGCUCCAGAUGUGAGCUUUGAAGGCCCAGAAGGGAAAUUGAAAGGCCCCAAGUUUAAGAUGCCUGAGAUGCACUUCAAAGCUCCUAAGAUAUCUCCUCCAGAUGUUGACCUGGAUCUUAAAGGACCCAAAAUGAAAGGAAAUCUAGAUGUGCCUACACCAAAAGUAGAAGCUGAGAUGAAAGCUCCAGAUGUGGAUAUCAGAGGCCCCAAGGUAGACAUUAAAGCACCAGAUGUAGAUGUUCAAGGUCCCGAUUGGAGCUUGAAAAUGCCCAAGAUGAAAAUGCCCAAGUUCAGCAUGCCCAGCUUCAAAGCAGAGGGACCUGAAAUGGACGUGAACCUGCCCAAGGCUGACAUUGAUGUCUCAGUACCCAAAGUGGACAUUGAUGCUCCAGAUGUGAGCCUUGAGGGUCCACAAGGAAAGCUGAAAGGACCCAAAUUUAAGAUGCCUGAGAUGCACUUCAAGGCCCCCAAGAUCUCCAUGCCUGAUGUGGAUUUGAAAGGCCCCAAAGUCAAAGGGGAUGUGGAUAUAUCUGCUCCCAAGUUAGAAGGUGAAAUGAAGGUGCCAGAUGUGGACCUCAAAGGGCCCAAAGUGGAUAUCAGUGCCCCAGAUGUUGAUAUUCAUGGCCCAGACUGGAACUUGAAAAUGCCUAAGAUGAAAAUGCCCAAGUUCAGCAUGCCUGGCUUUAAAGCAGAGGGCCCAGAAGUGGAUGUGAAUCUGCCCAAAGCUGACAUUGACAUCUCUGGGCCCAAGGUGGACAUUGAAGCCCCAGAUGUGAGCCUUGAGGGCCCAGAAGGGAAGCUGAAAGGUCCCAAGUUUAAGAUGCCUGAGAUGCACUUCAAGUCCCCCAAAAUGUCUAUGCCUGAUGUGGACUUAAACUUGAAAGGCCCCAAAGUCAAAGGGGAUGUGGAUGUAUCUGUGCCCAAGUUAGAAGGUGAAAUGAAAGUGCCAGAUGUGGGCAUCAAAGGGCCGAAAGUGGACAUCAGUGCCCCAGAUGUUGAUGUUCAUGGCCCAGACUGGCACCUGAAGAUGCCCAAGAUGAAAAUGCCCAAGUUCAGCAUGCCCGGCUUCAAAGGAGAGGGCCCAGAAGUAGAUGUGAACCUGCCCAAGGCUGAUAUUGACAUCUCUGGACCCAAGGUUGACAUUGAAGCCCCAGAUGUGAGCCUUGAGGGUCCAGAAGGGAAGCUGAAAGGUCCCAAGUUUAAGAUGCCUGAGAUGCACAUCAAGGCACCCAAGAUCUCCAUGCCUGACGUUGACCUGAAUCUUAAAGGGCCCAAACUAAAGGGAGAUGUGGAUGUAUCUUUGCCUGAGGUCGAAGGUGAAAUGAAAGUGCCAGAUGUGGACAUCAAAGGGACCAAAGUGGACAUCAGUGCCCCAGAUGUGGAAGUUCAUGGCCCAGACUGGCACCUGAAGAUGCCCAAGAUGAAAAUGCCCAAGUUCAGCAUGCCUGGCUUUAAAGCAGAGGGCCCAGAAGUGGAUGUGAACCUGCCCAAGGCCGGCAUCGAUGUCUCAGCACCUCAAGUAGAUAUAAGUGCACCAGAUGUAAACAUUGAAGGUCCGGAUGCCAAAGUAAAAGGUCCCAAAUUUAAGAUGCCAGAUAUGAAUAUAAAACCUCAGAAGAUAUCCAUGCCAGAUGUUGGCUUACAUUUGAAAGGUCCUAAGAUGAAAGGAGAUUAUGAUGUUACGGUCCCAAAGCUAGAAGGAGAGAUAAAAGCUCCUGAGGUGGACAUUAAAGGCCCCAAAGUAGACAUUAAUGCACCAGAUGUGGAAGCUCGUGGCCCAGACUGGCACCUGAAGAUGCCCAAGGUGAAAAUGCCCAAGUUCAGCAUGCCUGGCUUCAAAGGUGAGGGCCCAGAAGUGGAUGUGAACCUGCCCAAGGCUGACAUUGAUGUCUCAGGACCCAAGGUAGAUAUCAGUGUUCCAGAUGUUAAUAUUGAAGGUCCAGAUGCAAAACCCAAGGGCCCCAAGUUCAAGAUGCCAAGCAUGAGUAUACAGACACACAAAAUUUCUAUGCCUGAUGUUGGACUUAAUCUGAAAUCUCCUAAGCUGAAAAGUGAUGUAGAUGUUUCCAUUCCCAAAGUGGAAGGAGACUUCAAAGGUCCUGAAAUUGAUGUGAAAGCCCCUAAGAUGGACGUGGAUGUUGGUGAUAUUGAUAUUGAAUGUCCAGAAGGAAAGUUGAAGGGCCCCAAGUUUAAGAUGCCAGACAUGCAUUUCAAGGCCCCUAAGAUAUCCAUGCCUGAUGUGAACUUAAACUUGAAAGGCCCCAAAGUUAAAGGGGAUGUGGAUGUGUCUGUGCCUAAGAUGGAAGGUGAAAUGAAAGUGCCAGAUGUGGACAUCAAAGGCCCCAAAGUGGACAUUGGUGCCCCUGAUGUGGAUGUUCAUGGCCCAGACUGGCACCUGAAGAUGCCCAAGGUGAAAAUGCCCAAGUUCAGCAUGCCUGGCUUCAAAGGAGAGGGCCCAGAAGUGGAUGUGAACCUGCCUAAGGCCGACAUUAACAUUUCUAGCCCCAAAGUUGACAUUGAUGCUCCUGAUUUGGACAUUGAGGGACCAGAAGGAAAAUUAAAAGGUUCCAAAUUUAAGAUGCCCAAGUUGAAUAUCAAAGCUCCUAAGAUCUCCAUGCCAGAUGUGGACUUGAAUUUGAAGGGACCCAAACUGAAAGGGGAGAUAGAUGCUUCUGUGCCAGAACUGGAAGGUGAUCUCAGAGGUCCUCAAGUUGAUAUCAAAGGCCCCAGCGUGGACGUGGAGGUGCCUGAUGUUGACCUGGAAUGUCCUGAUGCAAAGUUGAAAGGCCCCAAAUUUAAGAUGCCAGACAUGCACUUCAAGACCCCCAAGAUCUCCAUGCCUGAUGUGGACUUAAACUUGAAAGGCCCCAAAGUCAAGGGGAAUGUAGAUAUUUCCGUGCCAAAGUUGGAAGGAGAUUUGAAAGGCCCCAGUGUGGAUGUGGAGGUGCCUAAUGUCGAUUUGGAAUGUCCUGAUGCAAAGUUGAAAGGCCCCAAGUUUAAGAUGCCAGACAUGCAUUUCAAGGCCCCCAAGAUCUCCAUGCCUGAUGUGGACUUAAACUUGAAAGGCCCCAAAGUCAAAGGGGAUAUGGAUGUGUCUGUACCCAAGUUAGAAGGUGAAAUGAAAGUGCCAGAUGUGGACAUCAAAGGGCCCAAAAUGGAUAUCAAUGCCCCAGAUGUGGAUGUUCAUGGCCCAGACUGGCACCUGAAGAUGCCUAAGAUCAAAAUGCCCAAGUUCAGCAUGCCCAGCUUCAAAGGAGAGGGCCCAGAAGUAGAUGUGAACCUGCCCAAAGCUGACAUUGACAUCUCUGCACCGAAGGUUGACGUUGAAGCCCCAGAUGUGAGCCUUGAGGGUCCAGAAGGGAAGCUGAAAGGUCCCAAGUUUAAGAUGCCAGACAUGCACUUCAAGACCCCCAAGAUCUCCAUGCCUGAUGUGGACUUACACUUGAAAGGCCCCAAAGUCAAAGGGGACAUGGAUGUUUCUGUACCAAAAUUAGAGGGAGAGUUGAAAGGCCCCGUUGUGGAUGUGGAGGUGCCUGAUGUUGACCUGGAAUGUCCUGAUGCAAAGUUGAAAGGCCCCAAGUUUAAGAUGCCAGACAUGCAUUUCAAGGCCCCCAAGAUCUCCAUGCCUGAUGUGGACUUAAACUUGAAAGGCCCCAAAGUCAAAGGCGAUAUGGAUGUGUCUGUACCCAAGUUAGAAGGUGAAAUGAAAGUGCCUGAUAUGGACAUCAAAGGCCCCAAAGUGGACAUCAGUGUCCCAGAUGUCGAUGUUCAUGGCCCAGACUGGCAUCUAAAGAUGCCCAAGAUGAAAAUGCCCAAGUUCAGCAUGCCCGGCUUCAAAGGAGAGGGUCCAGAAGUGGAUGUAAACUUACCCAAGCCAGAUAUUGACAUUUCAGGCCCCAAGGUGGACAUUGAGGCUCCAGAUGUGAACAUCGAGGGUCCUGAAGGAAAACUAAAAGGCCCUAAGUUCAAGAUGCCUGAAAUGCACUUCCACACCCCCAAGAUCUCCAUGCCUGACAUUGAUUUCAACUUAAAGGGGCCUAAAGUCAAGGGAGAUGUUGAUGUUUCUGCCCCAAAACUGGAAGGAGAGUUAAAGGGCCCAGAAUUGGAUGUCAAAGGCCCCAAAUUGGAUGUUGAUAUGGAAGGCCCAGAUGGCAAAUGGAAAAGUCCUAAGUUUAAGAUGCCAGACAUGCACUUUAAAGCUCCCAAAAUUGCCAUGCCAGACGUUGACCUACACUUAAAAAGCUCCAGAAUAAAGGGAGAGAUGGACAUAGAUGUUCCCAAAUUGGAAGGAGACCUCAAAGGGCCACAUGUGGACAUCAGUGGGCCAGACAUUGACAUCGAAGGACCAGAGGGCAAAUUGAAAGGUCCCAAGUUCAAGAUGCCUGACAUGCAUUUCAAAGCCCCCAAUAUUUCUAUGCCUGAUGUGGACCUAAAUCUGAAAGGACCCAAAAUCAAGGGGGAUGUAGAUGUGACUGUGCCUGAGGUGGAAGGUAAAAUUAAAGUACCAGAUGUGGACAUCAAGGGCCCCAAAGUAGACAUAAAUGCUCCCGAAGUUCAUGGCCCAGACUGGCACUUGAAGAUGCCUAAGAUGAAAAUGCCCAAGUUCAGCAUGCCAGGCUUCAAGGGAGAAGUCCCUGAAGUGGAUGUGAGCCUGCCCAAGGCAGACAUUGAUGUCUCAGGACCCAAGGUGGACAUUGAAGGUCCCGAUGUUAACAUUGAAGGACCAGAGGGAAAGUUGAAAGGACCUAAGUUCAAGAUGCCUGAGAUGAACAUCAAAGCCCCCAAGAUCUCCAUGCCUGACUUUGAUUUGCACCUGAAGGGUCCCAAGGUAAAGGGCGAUAUGGACGUUUCCCUGCCUAAGGUGGAAGGUGACCUAAAGGCCCCUAAAGUUGACAUCCAAGGCCCCAAAGUGGACAUCAAUGCCCCAGAUGUGGGUGUUCAAGGCCCAGACUGGCACCUGAAGAUGCCCAAGAUGAAAAUGCCCAAGUUCAGCAUGCCUGGCUUCAAAGGAGAGGGCCCAGAAGUAGAUGUAAACCUGCCCAAGGCUGACAUGGAAGUUUCAGGGCCCAAGGUGGACAUUGAAGGACCUGAUGUUAACAUUGAAGGACCAGAAGGAAAACUGAAAGGUCCUAAGUUCAAGAUGCCUGAGAUGAACAUCAAAGCCCCCAAGAUCUCCAUGCCUGACUUUGAUUUGCACCUGAAAGGUCCCAAAGUGAAGGGUGAUGUGGAUGUUUCCCUGCCUAAGGUGGAAGGUGACUUAAAGGGCCCGGAAGUUGACAUCAAAGGCCCCAAAGUGGACAUUGAUGUCCCAGAUGUGGAUGCUCAUGGCCCAGACUGGCACCUGAAGAUGCCCAAGGUGAAAAUGCCCAAGUUCAGCAUGCCUGGCUUCAAAGGCGAGGGCCCAGAUGUAGAUGUGAACCUGCCCAAGGCUGACAUUGACAUCUCAGGACCCAAAGUGGAUGUUGAGUGUCCUGAUGUUAAUAUUGAAGGACCUGAAGGAAAAUGGAAAAGCCCAAAGUUUAAGAUGCCUGAAAUGCAUUUUAAAACUCCAAAGAUAUCUAUGCCAGAUAUUGACCUUAAUCUUACCGGCCCCAACAUAAAAGGAGAUGUGGAUGUUACAGUUCCCAAGGUAGAGGGAGAACUGAAAGUCCCAGAAGUUGACAUCAAAGGCCCCAAAGUGGACAUCGAUGUCCCAGAUGUAGACGUUCAUGGCCCAGACUGGCACCUGAAGAUGCCCAAGGUGAAAAUGCCCAAAUUCAGCAUGCCUGGCUUCAAAGGCGAGGGCCCAGAAGUAGAUGUGAAUUUGCCCAAGGCCGACGUUGACAUCUCAGGACCCAAGGUGGACAUUGAAGGACCUGAUGUUAACAUUGAAGGACCAGAGGGAAAGUUGAAAGGUCCUAAGUUCAAGAUGCCUGAGAUGAACAUCAAAGCCCCCAAGAUCUCCAUGCCUGAUAUUGAUUUGCACCUGAAGGGUCCCAAGGUAAAGGGCGAUAUGGAUGUUUCCCUGCCUAAGGUGGAAGGUGACUUAAAGGCCCCUAAAGUGGACAUCAAAGGUCCCAAAGUGGAUAUUGAUGUCCCUGAUGUGGAUGCUCGGGGCCCAGACUGGCAUCUAAAAAUGCCCAAGGUGAAAAUGCCCAAGUUCAGCAUGCCUGGCUUCAAAGGAGAGGGUCCAGAAGUGGAUGUGAACUUGCCCAAGGCUGACAUUGAUAUCUCAGGACCCAAAGUGGAUGUUGAAUGUCCUGAUGUGAAUAUUGAAGGACCAGAAGGAAAGUUGAAAGGUCCUAAGUUCAAGAUACCUGAGAUGAACAUCAAAGCCCCCAAGAUCUCCAUGCCUGACAUUGAUCUGAAUCUGAAGGGCCCCAAAGUAAAAGGUGAUGUAGAUGUGUCUUUGCCAAAAGUGGAGGGUGAGAUUAAAGCUCCUGAUGUGGACAUCAAAGGACCCAAAAUGGACAUUGGUGCCCCGGAUGUGGACAUUCAUGGCCCAGACUGGCACUUGAAGAUGCCCAAGGUGAAAAUGCCCAAGUUCAGCAUGCCUGGCUUCAAAGGAGAAGGCCCAGAAGUGGAUGUGAACCUGCCCAAGGCUGACAUUGAUGUUUCAGGGCCCAAGGUGGACAUUGAUGUUCCAGAUGUGAAUAUUGAAGGUCCAGAUGCAAAACUGAAGGGCCCCAAGUUCAAGAUGCCGGAUGUGAAUAUCAAAGCUCCUAAGAUAUCAAUGCCAGAUGUGGACCUUAAUCUUAAAGGCCCUAAAAUGAAAGGAGAGGUGGAUGUUUCACUUCCAAAUGUAGAAGGUGAUUUGAAAGGACCCACUCUUGACAUAAAGGGCCCAAAGAUAGAUGUAGAUGCUCCAGAUAUUGACAUUCACGGCCCAGAAGGCAAAUUAAAAGGUCCAAAAGUGAAGAUGCCGGACAUGCAUGUAAACAUACCCAAGAUCUCCAUGCCAGAUAUUGAUCUGAAUUUGAAAGGCGCUAAGCUGAAGGGAGAUGUUGAUGUCUCUGGGCCCAAAUUAGAAGGUGACAUUAAAGCUCCCAAAUUGGAUGUAAAAGUUCCAGAAGUGGACAUUUCUGGCCCUAAGCUCAACAUUGAAGGGAAAUCAAAGAAAUCUCGUUUUAAGCUUCCCAAAUUUAAUUUUUCAGGCUCCAAAGUUCAGACACCUGAAGUGGAUGUCAAAGUUAAAAAGCCAGAUAUUGACGUGACAAGUCCAAAAGUGGAUAUUAAUGCUCCUGAUGUUGAGGUGCAAGGAAAAGUGAAAGGGUCCAAGUUCAAAAUGCCUUUCCUUAGUAUUUCAUCUCCCAAAGUUUCUAUGCCUGAUGUGGAGUUAAACCUGAAAGGUCCUAAAGUCAAAGGUGAGUUAGAUGUUGCAGUUCCUAAUUUAGAAGGUGACUUUAAAGGUCCCAAAAUGGAUAUUAAGGCACCAGAAGUCCAUCUUGAUGCACCUGAUGUAGAUGUUCACGGUCCAGACUGGAAUCUGAAAAUGCCUAAGAUGAAGAUGCCCAAGUUCAGUGUGCCUGGCUUAAAAGCAGAAGGGCCAGAUAUGGCAAUGGAUCUGCCAAAAGGAGAUAUCAACAUAGAGAGUCCCAGUGUGAACAUCGAGGGCCCAGAAAUCAAUGUGGAAGGUCCAGAGGGAAGCUUAAAAGGUCCCAAGUUCAAGAUGCCUGACUUGAACAUCAAAGCUCCCAAGGUCUCCAUGCCUGACAUUGACUUAAACUUGAAGGGACCCAAGGUGAAAGGUGAUGUGGAUGUUUCUCUGCCCAAAGUUGAAGGGGACUUGAGAGGGCCUGAGGUUGAUAUCAAAGGCCCCAAAGUGGACAUUGAUGCCCCCGAUGUGGAUGUUCAUGGCCCAGACUGGCACCUGAAGAUGCCCAAGGUGAAAAUGCCCAAGUUCAGCAUGCCUGGCUUCAAAGGAGACGGCCCAGAAGUGGAUGUGAACCUGCCCAAGGCUGACAUUGAUGUCUCAGGACCCAAGGUGGACAUUGAUGUUCCAGAUGUGAAUAUUGAAGGUCCAGAUGCAAAACUGAAGGGUCCCAAGUUCAAGAUGCCUGAGAUGAACAUCAAAGCUCCCAAGAUUUCUAUGCCUGACAUUGAUCUAAACCUGAAGGGAUCAAAAAUGAAGGGUGAUGUGGAUGUGUCUUUGCCAAGAGUGGAAGGUGACCUAAAAGGCCCUGAAAUAGAUAUCAAGGGCCCCAAAUUGGACAUUGACACUCCUGAUAUUAACAUCGAAGGCCCAGAAGGCAAAUUAAAGGGGCCCAAAUUUAAGAUGCCAGAGAUGCACCUAAAGGCCCCCAAAAUGUCAAUGCCAGACAUUGAUUUAAACCUGAAGGGCCCCAAAGUGAAGGGUGAUGUGGAUGUUUCACUUCCCAAGGUUGAAGGGGAUCUGAAAGGCCCUGAAGUAGACCUGAAAGGCCCCAAAGUGGACAUCGAUGUCCCAGAUGUGGACGUUCAUGGCCCAGACUGGCACCUGAAGAUGCCCAAGGUGAAAAUGCCCAAAUUCAGCAUGCCUGGCUUCAAAGGCGAGGGCCCAGAAGUGGAUGUGAAUUUGCCCAAGGCCGACGUUGACAUCUCAGGACCCAAGGUGGACAUUGAAGGACCUGAUGUUAACAUUGAAGGACCAGAGGGAAAGUUGAAAGGUCCUAAGUUCAAGAUGCCUGAGAUGAACAUCAAAGCCCCCAAGAUCUCCAUGCCUGACUUUGAUUUGCACCUGAAAGGGCCCAAGGUGAAAGGAGAUGUGGAUGUUUCCCUGCCUAAGGUAGAAGGUGACUUAAAGGGCCCGGAAGUAGAUAUCAAAGGCCCCAAAGUGGACAUUGAUGCCCCCGAUGUGGAUGUUCAUGGCCCAGAUUGGCACCUGAAGAUGCCCAAAAUAAAAAUGCCCAAGUUCAGCAUGCCUGGCUUCAAAGGAGAGGGCCCAGAAGUGGAUGUGAAUCUGCCCAAGGCUGACAUUGAUAUCUCUGGACCCAAAGUGGACAUUGAUGCUCCAGAUGUGAAUAUUGAAGGUCCAGAUGCGAAACUGAAGGGCCCCAAGUUCAAGAUGCCUGAGAUGAACAUCAAAGCUCCCAAGAUCUCCAUGCCUGACUUUGAUUUGCACCUGAAAGGUCCCAAGGUGAAGGGUGACGUGGAUGUUUCUCUACCCAAAGUGGAAGGUGACCUGAAGGGCCCAGAAGUUGACAUUAAAGGCCCCAAAGUGGACAUUGAUGCCCCAGAUGUGGAUGUUCACGGUCCAGACUGGCACCUGAAGAUGCCCAAGGUGAAAAUGCCCAAGUUCAGCAUGCCUGGCUUCAAAGGAGAGGGCCCAGAAGUGGAUGUGAACCUGCCCAAGGCUGACAUUGAUGUCUCAGGACCCAAGGUGGACAUUGAUGUUCCAGAUGUGAAUAUCGAAGCUCCAGAUGCAAAACUGAAGGGACCCAAGUUUAAAAUGCCUGACCUGCACCUCAAGGCGCCCAAGAUCUCUAUGCCUGAAAUUGACUUAAACCUGAAGGGUCCAAAGGUGAAAGGUGAUAUGGAUGUUUCUCUGCCCAAAGUGGAAGGUGACCUGAAGGGCCCUGAAGUUGACAUAAAAGGCCCCAAAGUAGACAUUGAUGCCCCAGAUGUGGACGUUCACGGUCCAGACUGGCACCUGAAGAUGCCCAAGGUGAAAAUGCCCAAGUUCAGCAUGCCUGGCUUCAAAGGAGAAGGCCCAGAAGUGGAUGUGAACCUGCCCAAGGCUGACAUUGAUGUCUCAGGACCCAAGGUGGACAUUGAUGUUCCAGAUGUGAAUAUCGAAGGCCCAGAUGCGAAACUGAAGGGCCCCAAGUUCAAGAUGCCUGAGAUGAACAUUAAAGCUCCCAAGAUCUCCAUGCCUGACUUUGAUUUGCACCUGAAGGGCCCCAAAGUAAAGGGUGAUGUGGACGUUUCUCUACCCAAAGUGGAAAGCGACAUAAAGGGCCCUGAAAUGGAUAUCAAGGGCCCAAAGUUGGACAUCAAAACUCCUGAUGUCAAUAUUGAAGGUCCAGAAGGGAAACUGAAGGGGCCCAAAUUUAAGAUGCCAGAGAUGCACAUCAAAGCCCCCAAGAUUUCCAUGCCUGAUUUUGACUUAAAUCUGAAGGGGCCAAAGGUAAAGGGGGAUGUGGACCUUUCACUCCCCAAGGUGGAAAGUGACCUGAAAGUACCAGAGGUGGACAUCGAAGGUCCUGAAGGAAAAAUCAAAGGGCCAAAAUUUAAGGUGCCUGAUGUCCAUUUCAAAACUCCUCAAAUCUCCAUGAGUGACAUUGAUUUGAAUUUGAAAGGGCCUAAGGCAAAAGGAGAUUUGGACAUUUCUCUUCCUAAACUGGAAGGAGAUCUGAAAGGCCCCAAAGUGGAUGUCAAAGCCCCUAAGCUGGAUAUAGACACUCCUGACAUUGACAUCCAUGGUCCAGAAGGGAAACUGAAGGGCCCCAAGUUUAAAAUGCCUGACCUGCACCUCAAGGCACCCAAGAUCUCCAUGCCUGAAGUUGACCUGAAUCUGAAGGGUCCAAAGGUGAAAGGUGAUAUGGAUGUUUCUCUACCCAAAGUAGAAGGUGACCUAAAGGGCCCUGAAGUUGAUAUCAGGGGCCCCAAAGUAGAUGUUGAUGUCCCAGAUGUGGAUGUUCAUGGCCCAGACUGGCACCUGAAGAUGCCCAAGGUAAAAAUGCCCAAGUUCAGCAUGCCUGGCUUCAAAGGAGAGGGCCCAGAAGUGGAUGUGAAUCUGCCCAAGGCCGACAUUGACAUCUCAGGACCCAAGGUGGACAUUGACGUUCCAGAUGUGAAUAUCGAAGCUCCAGAUGCAAAACUGAAGGGCCCCAAGUUCAAGAUGCCUGAGAUGAACAUCAAAGCUCCCAAGAUCUCUAUGCCUGACCUUGACUUACACCUGAAGAGCCCCAAAGUGAAGGGUGAUGUGGAUGUUUCGCUGCCUAAACUGGAAGGUGACUUGAAGGGCCCUGAAGUUGACAUUAAAGGCCCCAAAGUGGACAUUGAUGCCCCAGAUGUGGAUGUUCACGGUCCAGACUGGCACCUGAAGAUGCCCAAGGUGAAAAUGCCCAAGUUCAGCAUGCCUGGCUUCAAAGGAGAGGGCCCAGAAGUGGAUGUGAACCUGCCCAAGGCUGACAUUGAUGUCUCAGGACCCAAGGUGGACAUUGAUGUUCCAGAUGUGAAUAUUGAAGGCCCAGAUGCAAAAUUGAAGGGCCCCAAGUUCAAGAUGCCCGAAAUAAAUAUAAAGGCUCCUAAGAUCUCCAUGCCUGAUGUUGACCUGGAUUUGAAAGGACCCAAAGUAAAAGAUUUUGAUGUGUCUGUCCCUAAGGUUGAAGGUACUUUCAAAGGCCCAGAAGUAGACCUUAAAGGUCCAGGUCUAGAUUUAAAAGGCCCUGAUGCCAAAUUCAGUGGCCCAGAUUUGAAGAUGCCGUCACUAGAUAUAUCUGCCCCUAAAGUAACCGCUCCUGAUAUUGAUUUGCAUCUGAAAGCACCAAAAAUUGGAGUUUCUGGCCCCAAAUUAGAAGGCAGUGAACUGGACCUCAAGGGCCCCAAAGUUGAUUUAGAAGCUCCAAGCUUAGAUGUACACAUGGACAGCCCAGAUAUUAACAUUGAGGGGCCAGAUGUUAAAAUCCCCAAGUUUAAGAAACCCAAGUUUGGAUUUGGGGCAAAAAGCCCCAAAGCUGACAUCAAGUCACCUUCACUAGAUGUGACUGUUCCCGAGGCAGAGCUGAAUGUUGAGACUCCUGAAAUUAGUGUUGGUGGCAAGGGCAAGAAAAGCAAGUUUAAAAUGCCGAAAAUUCACAUGAGUGGCCCUAAACUUAAGCCCAAAAAGCAGGGAUUUGACUUGAAUGUUCCUGGAGGCGAAAUCGACGCUAGUCUCAAGACCCCUGAUGUAGACGUCAAUGUUGUGGGGCCGGAUGCUGCACUAAAAGUUGAUGUGAAGUCUCCCAAAACCAAGAAACCUAUGUUUGGAAAAAUGUACUUCCCGGAUGUAGAAUUUGACAUUAAAUCACCUAAAUUUAAGGCUGAGGCACCCCUCCCAAGCUCCAAAUUGGAGGGUGAAAUCCAAGCACCUGAUCUGGAUAUUUCUUCACCGGGGAUUAAUGUGGAAGGUCCAGACAUCAAGCUGAAGGCUCCCAAGUUCAAGGUGCCAGGUGUGGAUGUCUCAGGGCCAAAAAUAGAGGGCAACUUAAAAGGCCCUAGGGUGCAGGCAAACUUGGACGCACCUAACAUCAACAUUGAAGGCCCAGAUGCUAAAGUCAAAGCACCGUCUUUUGGCAUUUCUACCCCUCAAGUCUCCAUCCCCGACGUAAAUGUGAACUUGAAAGGACCAAAGGUAAAGGGUGAUGUCCCUAGUGUGGGGCUGGAAGGACCAGACGUAGAUCUGCAAGGUCCGGAAGCAAAAAUCAAGUUCCCCAAGUUUUCAAUGCCCAAAAUCGGUGUCCCUGGCAUGAAAAUGGAGGACGGGAAAGCUGAGAUCCAUGCCCAGUUGCCCUGCCUGGAAGGAGGCUUGAGUGCGCCCGAUGUUAGGCUCGAAGGGCCUGACGUGUCUCUGAAGGGGCCAAAAGUAGACUUGCCUUCAGUGAACCUCUCAAUGCCGAAAGUCUCCGGGCCUGACCUUGACCUCAACUUGAAAGGACCAAGUUUGAAGGGGGACCUGGAUGCAUCUAUUCCCAGCAUGAAGGUGCAUGCCCCAGGGCUUAACCUCAAAGGUGUCAGUGGAAAGGUGCAGAUGGAAGGAGAUGGAGUAAAAGUUCCGGGGAUUGAUGCCCCAUCACUCAGUGUUCAUGCGCCUGAUGUGACGCUGAAGGGACCAAGCCUGCAAGGAGACCUGAAUGUCUCUGGUGACAUCAAGUGCCCGAAAGUCUCAGUAGGUGCUCCUGAUCUAAGCUUGGAGGCACCUGAUGGUGGUAUUAAACUUCCCAAAAUGAACCUUCCCCAGUUUGGCAUCUCCACUCCGGGGUCCGAUGUAGACAUUAACAUCAAAGGGCCACAAGUGGCUGGAGAACUGAAGGGGCCAGGCGUGGAUGUGAACCUUGGAGGUGUGAACCUGAAAGGGCCUCAGAUUUCUUCCCCUCACAUCUCAGCACCGGAUGUGGACUUUAGCCUGGAAGGACCAAAAAUCAAAAGUGAGAUGAAAGGCCCCUCUAUUGGAGGAGGUCUUGCUGGCAUCAAUGUUCAAGGUCUAGAAGGAAGCCUGCAGAUGCCUGGAAUCAAGUCCUCUGGAUGUGAUGUGGAGCUGCCAGGUGUGAAGGUGAAACUCCCAACUGGGCAGAUUUCUGGUCCUGAAAUCAAAGGUGAUCUGAAAGGUUCUGGUCUGGGUUUUGAUGGGGCUGCUCCUGAUAUCAGCGUGAAAGGGCCUUCAUUUAACAUGGCAGCUCCUGAGUCAGAUUUCAGUGUUGGCCUGAAGGGCCCAAAAAUCAAAGGAGGUGUGGAUGUUUCCGGGGGUGUCAGUGCCCCAGGCAUCAGCCUGGGCGAAGGGCAUAUGAGUGUCAAAGGUUCUGGAGGGGAAUGGAAGGGCCCCCAGGUCUCCUCUGCUCUCAACUUGGAGGCACCUAAGUUUGCUGGGGGACUUCAUUUCUCAGGACCAAAGGUAGAAGGCGGUGUGAAAGAAGGCCAGAUUGGACUCCAGGGUCCUGGGCUGAGUGUGUCUGGGCCUCAAGGUCACUCGGGAAGUGGAUCUGGAAAAGUAACAUUCCCCAAGAUGAAGAUCCCCAAAUUCACCUUCUCUGGCCGGGAGCUGGUUGGCAGAGAAGUAGGGGUGGAUGUUAACUUCCCCAAAGCAGAGGCCAGUGUCCAGGCUGCUGCCGCAGAAGGUGAAUGGGAAGAGUCCGAAGUGAAACUCAAGAAGUCCAAGAUCAAGAUGCCCAAGUUUAAUUUCUCUAAGCCUAAAGGGAAAGGUGGUGUCACCGGCUCACCAGAAGCAUCCAUCUCGGGGUCCAAAGGUGACCUGAAAAGCUCGAAGGCCAGCUUAGGCUCUCUGGAAGGAGAAGCAGAGGGUGAAACGUCUUCUCCCAAAGGCAAAUUCUCCUUAUUUAAAAGCAAGAAGCCCGGGCACCGCUCGAACUCCUUCAGCGAUGAGAGGGAGUUCUCUGCGCCUUCCACCCCGACAGGGACUUUGGAGUUUGAAGGUGGGGAAGUGUCAUUAGAAGGUGGAAAGGCCAAAGGGAAACAUGGAAAGCUGAAAUUUGGUACCUUUGGUGGGUUGGGGUCAAAGAGCAAAGGUCAUUAUGAGGUGACUGGGAGCGAUGAUGAAGCAGGCAAGUUACAGGGGAGUGGAGCGUCCUUGGCCUCAAAGAAGUCCCGGCUGUCAUCAUCUUCUAGCAAUGACAGUGGGACCAAGGUUGGCAUCCAACUUCCUGAGGUAGAAGUGGCGGUUUCCAUGAAGAAAGAGUAGCAGGCCUUUGUAUGUGUGUACAUAUAUAUAUAUAAAUACAUCAGCCUUGGGUGUGUUUGUGUAUAAACUCCAAAGAGAAACACGCCUAUAGCCUCAGCAAUAAUGCAAAGAGCUUGCCUCUCCCAGUGGCAAGUGCUGACAAACCAACUGCCUUCAGGCUGCGGGAACCUUACACGUAGUUCAAGGGUUCCGAGUUCAUCCAGCCCAUGCGCAAAGUCAACAGUAUCUGGCUUAAGAUUUCAGUUUUUUGUUUUUUUGUUUCUGCGUUGAAUGCUGAGAGCUCCCGUUUACUAAGCAAGCUUUUGUGUUUAUUAUCCUCAUUUUUACUGAACAUUGUUAGUGUUGGGGUCCUGGAAACUCACUUUUUCAUUGUAAUUACGAUUGGGGCUUUUGUUAGCAGGGAGGGUGGGGUAGGAAGCAGUAGAUGGGGCAAGACCUUCAUUUCUCCUAAGAUUGGAUCGACUCCAACAGCAAACACUCAAAGAUGGCCGAGAGGGGCUGGCAGCCAGGGUGUUUGGGUGUUAGAGCUCUUUGGCAUUGCUUUUUUUCCCCAGGGGUGGCGGUCCCAGCCAGUUUGGUGCUGACAGCCAGCGGGAAUUAGAAUCUGUUUGCAACUUGUCCAGCCCACCAGCUCAACCUGAGGUUUCCCAUUCUUUGUAAGAGAAAUGUUUAUUCAUGACCGCCACAUCCCUGAUAUUAGUUCUGAUUUCUUUUAACAAAUGUUAUCAUGAUUAAGAAAAUUUUCCAGCACUUUAAUGGCAAAUUAAUUGAGAAUGUAAGAAAAUUGAUGCUGUAAAGGGCAAAUAAAGCUGUUUAUUAACCCUGA
This is a messenger RNA of Loxodonta africana (African savanna elephant), 18507 nucleotides long. RefSeq names its product AHNAK nucleoprotein (gene AHNAK). The transcript has 5 exons. Gene Ontology annotation, biological process: regulation of RNA splicing. Lineage: Eukaryota; Metazoa; Chordata; Mammalia; Proboscidea; Elephantidae. Gene Ontology annotation, molecular function: protein binding. The record is from RefSeq and is a predicted model, not a curated record. Bases 231 to 17681 code for a protein of 5816 amino acids. Gene Ontology annotation, cellular component: costamere; nucleus; cytoplasm.